AUGCAGCUACUCCUCUUCUUCUCCUUCUUCUUCAUCAUCAUCAUCUUCCUCUUCCUCCUCCCUCUUCCUCCUCCUCCUCCUCCUCCUCCUCCUCCUCCUCCUCCUCCUUUUCUUCUUCUUUUUCUUCUUCUUCUUCUUCUUCUUCUUCUCCUUCUUCUUCUUCUUCUUCUUCUUCUUCUUCUUCUUCUUCUUAUUCUUCUUCUUCUCCUCUCUUAUCUUGAUAUACUUUUCUGGUUGCGGAUGUUUGGCAGUCAACGCGGUUUAUAA
This is a messenger RNA of Spirometra erinaceieuropaei, 267 nucleotides long. Lineage: Eukaryota; Metazoa; Platyhelminthes; Cestoda; Diphyllobothriidea; Diphyllobothriidae. The record is from the annotation of a GenBank genome assembly.